Messenger RNA from Myzus persicae (green peach aphid), 1829 nucleotides. RefSeq names its product isoaspartyl peptidase/L-asparaginase. Gene Ontology annotation, molecular function: asparaginase activity. The record is from RefSeq and is a predicted model, not a curated record. NCBI's taxonomy places the organism in Eukaryota, Metazoa, Arthropoda, Insecta, Hemiptera, Aphididae. The transcript has 4 exons.
AAUAUUAUGUCUAUCACAUGGCUAAAUGGUCUAUCAAUUGUUUUAUACAUUUUUUUACUUAAUAUUUGUAUAUUUUAUUGCAUUGCAUAUUGGUAUUUACUAUUUAGUAAACGCCAAGGUGGAUAUAUCCACCUUGGUAAACUCUUAACAGUAAACAGAUUAGUAGAUUACUGUACACGUAUUUUACAGUAUAAUUACAGGUUAAAUAACAUUGUUUAAUCUGUGGUAUAAAUUAUGAUUUGAUUACUAAUACGAAAACACUAUCAUACCUACAUUAAAUAUAUAUUAGGCAGGGUAGUAGGUACUAAAUCUAGCUUUUAACAUUUAGUGUUGAUGCUGUUGAUGUUAAACCAUUGUAUUUAAGAUUAUUUCUGGUAUCCGAUUGUAAUGUCUGAACCAGUGAUUGUUGUACAUGGUGGAGCAGGAAAUAUACCAGAUAACCGGGAUCAACCAAAGUUUGAUGGAAUUAUAACUGCCAUCAGAAAAGCUCAUGAAACCUAUAAAAAAACAUCAUCUAUUACGGAUGCUUGUCAAGCCGCUGUUGAGUAUAUGGAAGAUGAACCGGCAUUCAAUGCAGGCCGUGGAUCAGUAUUAAAUCUAAAGGGAGAAAUUGAAAUGGAAGCUCUUAUUAUGGAAGGAAAAGACAUGAAGGCUGGAAGUGUUACUGGUGUAAGAAACAUCGCACAUCCAAUAGCCUUGGCCAGAAAAGUUAUGGAGAAUACACCUCAUGUAUUUUUGAUGGGUGCAAGUGCUAAUGAGUUUGCCCAAAAAUUGGGAUUUUAAACUGUCAGCGAUGAUUAUCUGAUAACAAGUGAUGCAAAAAUAGGCUUGGACAAUUUUUUGAAAUCGGGUAGUGAACCCAUCACAACUGAAAUUGGACAUGGAGGUGUUGGCACUGUUGGUGCUAUUGGUAUGGAUGGAAACAGCGGGCAUAUGGUGUCGUGUACUUCAACAGGAGGAAUCACCGGCAAAAUGGCAGGUAGGGUUGGUGAUACACCUGUUCCUGGUGCUGGUGGUUACUGUGAUAAUACUGUAGGCACCAUUUCAACCACUGGCCACGGUGAUAGUAUAAUGCGCUAUUGUUUGGCUCAAAGAAUAAUGCAAAACUUGGAAAAUGGCGAAGCGCCAGACAUUGCAGCUCAGAAAGCAUGUGACGGCAUGUCAGCCCGUGUGGGUGGUAGCGCUGGAGCUAUUGUUAUUUCCAAAAAUAGGGAUGUUGGCAUUGGUUUUUCUUCUCCUAAGAUGGCAUGGGCCUUCUUGAAAAAUGGAAUCAUUUAUUAUGGAAUUAAAAAAGGCCAACAGUUUACAGUUAACCUGUAAAACAAAACCAAUGAGAUUACAGAACCAAAUAUUUAAUAAAUUUUAUUUGAAUAGGUUUAAUUUGUUUUUUAAAUAGUGUAAAUGUACUAAUAUUUCUGAAUGCUUAUUAAUUUAUUAUAACCAUAAAUAAUAUUAAUCAAAAUAUUGUCGUUGUUUUACCAUGAAGUAAAUUACUACACAAUUAUAAUACUUUUAACAAUCAUUAAUAUUAUUGGCAACCAUAACCUAACCAUUUACAAAAUUGGUUACUACUUAUUAGUUUUUGCAUGUAAUAUCAAUGUAUUUAAUAAAUGUGGUUAGGUUAGAUAAGAGUACUAGACAAAUGGACAGUGGCAAUAAAAUGUCAAAAAAAGAACACAUUUUUGAAUAGUUUUUCAACAUUACAGAUUUACAGUAAAUAUUAAUAAGUUUUAAUAGAUUCAUUGUGUUAAAAGGGUAAACAGAAACCAGAAGAUUUUGCUUGUCAAAACAAGAAUUGGGAUUUCAAAUAAAAUAAUUAAAAAUAUUCA